GGCUAAGAACCUCUCUAAAUUUCCUCCUUAAUCUCUCUCUAAAGUUCCAUCCCCCUUUAAUUAGGGUUAGGGGGUGUUAUUUAUAAGAAACUAAGCAAUUUGGGCUGAAUUAGGACCUCCACACCCACGCUCGGCGUCCACGCUCGUCAAGCGUGGUGUCCGAGCGUCCGAAGCAAAACGCGUGCCACGGCACCACGCUCGGCGUGCGUCCCUGCACGCUCGGCGAGCGUGACUACAAACUUGCUCAAAAAAAACUUUCUGCCUCGCACGCACGGCGAGCGUGCCAGCCACGCUCGACGAGUGUCAAAAUUCCGAAUUUGAUUUUCCUUCCUUCAUGAAACUUGUAGAUAAUGAAUUCCUCUAUCCACCACAGCUUUCCGAAAUGGACUUGAAUCAUCCAAUCACGAGAUAUGAAUAAAAUGGUGGAAUGUCUCAUUCUGAAAUCGCAACAGGGAUCAUCUGACUUCGUCGUCUGUUUUCACCUUCGUCUUUUACGAUUCUCGGAAUGAUGUCUUCAUAUGAUUUGUAGCCCUUUAAGUUAGCUUUCAGAUUCAACUUGAAUCGUGUCGUUUGGAUUCUUCUACAAAGAUAUAUGCUUGAACGAUUGACAGAAGGGCAUCCUGAACACCGUUUUCAAGCUUUCUUUGUUUUCUUUUGAUCCCGUAGCCAAUCCUGGAGCUCUUUUGUCAUCAAAUCUUCAUUGUGAACCUCCCGGUGACCUCCAAACGUCUUGAAUCAAUCUUGAAUGCUUCUCGAAUCAUCCCGUUUGCUCCUCAAGCGCCGGUGAUGGGCUCAAAUUCCCUGAUUUUGACUCCAAAAGACAUAAAACUCGAACCAACGCCUGGUAAACAUCACUUGAGCUAAAAUUGAGACUUGUGACACAAAAUAAUUAGGGAAACCAUCAAAAGUCGAUCCCAACACGCAUCAAAUGCGUGUCUAAAUACAGAUUUAUCAGACUCGCAACACUUUAAAGCUAGGAAACCCAUCAAAAUCCAAUCCCAACACGCAUCAAAUGAGUAUCUAAAUAUGGACUUAUCAUUAGCCCAGCCCAAACAACCAUAACCGAAAACCAGCCUGCCUUUAUUAGCCUUCCCGCCCCUAUUUAUAUCUUUAAGUACCCACAUACUACUCUAUUCACUCCCGCCCCCUUUUUCCUUUCCUUGCAUACACUUUAUUAUAAUACUCCACACCCCUUGACCUAUCAGAUUUUUCUAUCAAUUCUUGUUUCCUUGCACCUUCCAAUAUAAUCUCUUUGUAAAAUCUUACUAACUUGAUCCUUUGGUGAUGUUGAGUAAUUCUUGCUCAUAUUAAUCUAAACUAAAUAAUUAACUUAAAAUGGGAGAAUAAAUGAUUUGCGUUGUAAAUGCGCAAUUACUACAACAAUACACAGUAAAAACUAAUUAAAAGUAACAACAUACAUAAUGGAAAUUAAAAUACAGAUUAUCAAUCAUCGAGGUCCCAAACUACAAGAACGAAAAGCAAAGGAAUGUGCUUUCCCAUUUCUUCUUCUCAUCCAACCUGAUCAAUAAUUGCACCAAAUCAUACAUAGCACAAAUCAGAACGAACAAGUUUGUUAAUUAGUUACCCAUAAAAUGAUAGAUAUGGUAGUAUCCAUGGGCCUUCAAUUCAUUUUGGAAAGGACAAUCUCUUUUAUAGCCUAUGCGAAAACCUCUUCAUUGGUAAUUGGUUACUUGUUGGAGGUCUUCUAGUAGUUAGGAACGGUAGAAGUCUAGAAGACAAGAGGAUGUAAUAAGAAUUGAAUUAAAGGAAUGAACCAUGCCUUUAUUUGUAGUGUUAGAAGUAUUUAUCCAAUGUUUGUGAGAUAACAAUUAGCUAAAAAUGAGAGAAUUGAAUAUUAUCAAAUGUCUAAAAUGCCCCUAAAAUUUACCUCCUCUUGCCUCUUGUUCUACGCAUUGAUCUAACGAGCACUCAUUAGAAGAGUGCCCCUCUCAUCUUCUACAACCAUGGAUGUGAAGUGAACUAUCAGCAGCCAUCGAUCUCCAAUGCCCGAACCACCUCCAUCGCAAUCACGCCUCAUUGCGCAUCGUGCAAUGGGCGAUUGCGAGCAAAUAUAUCUCUCAGUCUAUGGCAAGGGACGACCAAUCCUGGAAAAGACAUCAUGGCUAUUGUUAGUGACGACGAGAGUCCUGUGAGGGAGACGAGACUCUGAAAAUGAGUGUGAGACUAACGACAAUAACAUAUCCAAAUUCGGCGAUGACGAUUUUGUUUUACUGUCCUAUAUCUUCUUCUUCUCUGAUUUGAAUCACAUUCUUUACGAUCGAUUAGGGUUAAUCCAGUAGCUCAAGAACAUGAGAAGUUUGGACGACGUUUCUAUGAAUUAUGCCUUCACCGACAUUUUAAAUUUUGCGGCAGGUAUGGUUAGUUACAUCUUCGCGGUGGCAGCAUUAACUUUUUUAGAUAUGUGAUCGCGAUGGAUAGGGUGAUAGGUUGGUGGGGUGGUGUAGGGGGCGACAGUGGCCAAGACAGAGCGGCUUCAGUGCAUGUGGCCAUGAUAGGGGUGCCAGCGGAGUCUGGGUCAUGAUAGUGUCACUGGCGGUCCAAGUGUAAUUGUAACGGGGGGCAGGGCGACAAUCGAGUCAGGGGUGGUGACAUGUGACGGGGGUGGGGAGUGGUGUAGUUACUAUCUCUCUCAUUGUCUAGAAGUUCUGAGCACUAUCAAUAGCAAAGUCUCUAUAACUGCCCAGGUUGUCACUGACGGCUAGGAAUGUUAACGAAGCGAGCUUUUAUCGAACUAUUCGAGUUCGAGCUCGGUUUUGAACCUAACGAGCCGAGCAUAGUGAGCUUUCAAACACGAACCUUAGCUGAAUUCUAUGUUCGAAAAAUUAAACGAACUGAGCUCGAACAUAGUAGUAGUAUUCGGCUCGGUUCGAACUCGAGCUUAUCGAACACCCUGAAAUUAUAAAUCUAAUUUAUAUAUGUCAAAAUUUAAAUAUAAUUAGUAUUAUUUUAUGAAUUUAAAUAUGAUUAUUAAAGAUUCAAAUACUUGUUGAAUCAUUCGAGCACGAGCCUACUAACGAGCAUCACCUAAAAUUAUAAAUUCGAGCAUAUUUAUCGAGCUUGUUGAGUGCUCAGUUCGAACAUCGAACGCCUAUCGAGCCGAACAUGAGCCUCAUUUGUAAAGCUCGCCGAGCUUCGAGAUCGAACCCGUACACCACUAAUUCCUUAUCGAGCCGAACUCGAGCUUUGGUUGUUCGUGCUCGGCUCGUUAACAGCCCUACUGACGACAAUGGUCACUAUUCGACGGCGGUGAUCACUCUCUGACAGUUGGUUACUGGGGCAUUUCUCUAUGGUCAUUGGGUGGUAGUCACUAUAGUUUGAAGAGUAUAAAAGUCACCUUAGUCUUUUUUCAGAAACUUCUAAUUAGUUAGACCCAAUUGAGACCUUAAAUUUAUAAAUCAAUUAGCAAGAUAGGCUCCAUAUUUGAUCUGUUAUGUCCUGUAAUUGCACUUAGUUGCAUUCUAAAAUCUAUUUUUGGGAUAUAUUAUCCCAGUCCACUACUGUUCAGGAGCCCAACGCAGUACCCCCACACAGAUCCUAAAUUGUGAGGUCCAUUUAGGCUCGUAGGGCCCGUUUUGACCCAUUUGGUUCAUUAGGAUAGAUUAUCCCCCUUUCCACAUUCUCUAUAAAUAGAAAGCUUUCCAUCAUACUUGAGGUGUUGGAAAAGAAAAUAAAGAUUGACGGGAUCAGGUCAACAUCAUUUCCCAAAUUAGAAGAUACUGAAACAUAAAGGGACGAGUGAAGUAAGGACCAAGCAAAGGAAUUCCAGCCAAUAACUUUAUUAGUUUCCAUAUUUAGCUCAUAGUCUUUCCUGUAUAAAUAGGGCCAUUGUACCAUCAUUGAAAGACAAUUCAAUAUAUACGAUUCAUUUACCUACAUGGUAUCAAAGCUUAUGGUUCUGGUCUCAUCAUCUACCCACUAGAACAAAAACUGUUAACGAAUCCAAGCCACCAUGGCAGAUGGUAACGGCGGCUCGGGAUUGGAGAUUGUAACACAAUUAGCCAAUCUGUUGCAACAGAAUAUCAACCCACAAUCGUCAAAUCCCAAACUUUCCGAUAGCCUUCAAAUAAACAUCAAAUUAAACAGCCAAAACUACGCUCUAUGGACUCGGAUGAUCUGAGUUGCCAUAGGCGGAAAAUCAAAAAACUUGUUGAAACAUCUUACCGAAGCACCACCAGAAAAAGCCACAACAGAAAAAUAUGAGACAUGGGAACAAGAAGACCUGAUUGUCUCCUCAUGGCUCAUCCAGAACAUCGAGCCCAACAUAGCCGGCAACCUGACCGAGUACCCCACUGUGAAAGCAUUGUGGGAUGCCCUGGUGGUCACAUACAGCAGCGGCAAGGACAAACUUCAAACUUUUAACCUCCACGUCAAAGCCAAUGAGAUCCGGCAGAACGAUAAGUCCCUCGAGGAGUUUUGGAUCGAACUCCAAGGUGUAUGGGGCGAAAUUGACCGGAUAGAUCUGAACCCGAUGAAGUGCAAAGAUGAUAUUCAGGCCUAUACCCAAAUACGAUCGGAACAAAAACUGUUCCAAUUCUUAAAUGGGAUUGAUCGAAAAUUCGAACCAAUCAAAAGAGAGGCUCCCCGGAUCGACCCGCUGCCCACUGCCGAAGCCGCAUACGCCAUGGUACGCAAAGAAGCCGCUCACCAAGUAAUCUUGGGAGCAACUCAUAGCGAAACCCAUGGGGUGGCUACCGGAUUGGUUGCCGGAGAAACUGAUGGCGCUGGACUAGCAACCAAAAGCUUCCGCAAGUUCGAUGGUAAAAAGAAAGCAACCACAAGAGAGGAUAAAUCUCACCUCAAAUGCGAGGAGUGCAGCAUGAGCCGACACACCAAGGAUCAAUGUUUCGAGAUUAUCGGAUAUCCCGAAUGGUGGACUGAUGGGCAUAAAACCGCAAGCAAAAAAGGUGCCAAGAAAGAUAAGCCCUCCCUCUCUCCUACCACUCGACGAUCGGAAGGUGGCUUUGGGGGUAUAGCAGCGGCGGCGGCCGGAGAGAAAGGGGGAGGAUUUCACGGUGGAAGGUAAAGGGGAGGAAUGGGUCAAACCCUUCGAAUCCCCCAUUUUUUCUUUUGAUUGUGUUCCAAAUGCAAUAGCUCACAUGGCCCAAACCAACCUCACAAAUUCCCAUGGCCCAUGGAUUUUUGACUGUGGGGCCACCGAUACAUUGUCAUAUGAUUAUUCUGAUUUUUCCGAAACAACCAAACCCACAAAAACUCACACCCAAGUUGCAAAUCGGGAAAAAUUAGAUGUCAAAACUGGAGGGACAAUUAAAAUUUCCCCAAACAUAAAACUUCGCAAUUGCCUCUACGUUCCAUCUCUGUCACACAAACUUUUGUCAAUUAGCCAUGUGACAAAAGAACUUAAUUGUUCUGUUCUAAUGCACCCAACCUUCUGUCUCUUACAAGAUAUCAGGACGGGACGGAUUAUUGGGCGUGGCACUGAGGAAAAUGGAUUAUACUACGUUGAUGAGGUGGUUCAAGAUGGUACUGUGAUGCUGGCUCAUGGGACUACUGAAAGAGAAGCAUGGAUGUGGCAUCGAAGAUUGGGACAUCCCUCUGUUAGUUACUUACAUACUUUAUUUCCGAAGUUAUUUCCUUUGAAUAAACCAAGUACUUGUGAAACAUGCAUUUUAGCAAAAAGCCAUAGACAACAAUUUAAACCCAGUAAUACUAGGGUCGAAACCCCGUUUUCUUUGGUUCAUUCUGAUGUGUGGGGUCCUGCCCCUGUGAUCGGAGGUCAAAACCUCCGAUAUUAUGUAAUCUUUGUUGAUGACUGUACUCGCAUGACUUGGAUCUAUUUUCUGAAAAGUAAAGAUGAAGUAUGUGAUAAAUUCACCAGUUUUUAUGCCAUGAUUCAAAACCAGUUCAAAACAUCCAUUCAAAUUUUUCGAUCUGAUAAUGGUGGAGAAUUCGUGAACUCACAAAUGAAACUCUUUUUUCAAUCCAAAGGAAUAAUCCAUCAAACCUCGUGUCCCCAUAACCCCGAACAAAAUGGUGUUGCAGAACGGAAAAAUCGACUCCUUUUAGAAAUGACGAGAGCACUCAUAAUUGAGUCACAUGUUCCCAAAUAUUUCUGGCUUGAAGCUCUUGCCACCUCUACCUAUCUGAUCAAUCGCCUUCUAACCAAAAUUCUGAAAAUAAAAACCCCAUUAGAAACACUUUCUGAACACACCACAAUCCCUCAACCUCUCACACUUCAACCAAAAGUUUUUGGGUGCACUGUUUACGUCCACGUUCCCAAGACUCACAGAGACAAACUUGAUCCAUGUGCUGAAAAAUGUGUCUUUGUGGGGUAUGGGGUAAAUAAAAAAGGAUACAGGUGCUAUGACCCACAAACACGCCGCAUGUUCACCUCCAUGAACUGUGAUUUUCUUGAAACAAAGUACUACUACUCAGCCCAACACAUGGGUCAGGGGGAGGAACAAAGAGACACCCUGAGUUGGUUGAGUCAUUCUGCUCCUAUUGAAGAUGAUGUCCAAAAUCACAGUGUUGAAGAUGAUGUCCAAAAUCACAGUACCACAUCAGCUGAAGCUCCAAAAGCAGAUGAUACCAGUGCCACCCCUGAGAAUCCUCCUCCUGAAAUGAUAUCUGAGGUAAGUAAUUCUCAACCAAACAAUUCGAAUGAAAAUCCUCAAUCAUCAGAAAACUUGGAUAGAAAUAAUGCAGAUGAUAUCCAAGAUACUACUUCCGAAAGUGUGCAGGAACAUGAAGAGGAUACAACACAAGGAGUACGAGUUCUUCCAGCAAGAUCAACCAGGGGAAUUCCAGCGAAACGAUACUCUCCAGAAAAGAUCACCAAAGGAGCCAAGUACCCGAUGGCCAGCAUAGCAGAGGGAAACCUGUCAGAAAAUGCAAAGGCUUUUACUGCAAGCCUGUAUUCAGAGGAAAUUCCUUCAAGCAUGGAACAAGCCUUAAACUCUGUAAAAUGGAAAAAAGCUAUGGAUGAUGAGAUGGAGGCACUAAAGAAGAGUGAAACAUGGGACAAGUGUAAUAUGCCCCAAGGGAAAAAGGCAGUAAGAUGUCGGUGGGUCUUCACAGUAAAAUACAAACCAUAUGGGGCAGUUGAACGAUAUAAAGCACGCUUAGUCGCAAAGGGAUACACUCAGACCUAUGGGAUUGAUUACUCAGAAACCUUUUCUCCAGUAGCAAAAAUGGACACAGUGCGAGUUCUUCUGUCCGUAGCAUCUAACCAAGGUUGGCCACUUCACCAGUUUGAUGUAAAAAAUGCAAUCCUACACGGAGAAUUAAAAGAAGAAGUGUACAUGGAAGCUCCUUCUGGUUUCCCAGAACAGUUCAAACCUGGAGAAGUAUGUCGAUUGAAGAAAUCUCUGUAUGGGCUCAAACAGUCUCCAAGAGCCUGAUUUGGUAGAUUCACAAUGGCGAUGAAGAAGUAUGGCUUCAAACAAAGCAACUCAGAUCAUACUCUGUUCCUUAAAAGGAGGAAAAAUCUCGUAACCUUUUUAAUCAUUUAUGUUGACGAUAUGGUGAUCACUGGGAAUGAUGAAGAAGAAAUAAAAAGACUAAGAGACGAGUUGUUUAAAGAAUUUGAGAUGAAAGAUCUGGGGAACCUGAAAUAUUUCCUUGGAAUUGAAGUCCUAAGAUCACAAAAAGGAAUAUUCAUCUGUCAGAAAAAGUAUAUACUAGAUCUCCUAGCAGAAGUAGGAAUGGUCAAUUGCAAACCAGAUGACACACCGAUGAUGGCAAACCAAAAGCUGUUUAUGGAAGAAAACGUUGAACUAGCUGAUAAAACCAGGUAUCAAAGGUUAGUGGGAAAACUGAUAUAUUUGUCACACACUCGUCCAGACAUUGCAUAUGCUGUUGGGGUAGUAAGUCAGUUCAUGCACCAACCCCAGGCUGCCCACAUGGAUGCAGUUAUAAGAAUUAUCAGUUAUCUCAAAGGCACCGCAGGUCAUGGAGUACUGUUCGGAUCAAACGGACAUUUAGACAUUCAGAUUUACACAGAUGCUGACUGGGUUGGAGACAAAGGGAAAAGAAGAUCGACAUCAGGAUACUUCUCUCUCGUAGGAGGAAACCUUGUUACAUGGAGAAGUAAGAAACAAAAGGUGGUUGCACUAUCAAGCGUUGAAGCUGAGUUCAGAGGUAUAGCCAAUGGAAUAGCAGAAGCAUUUUGGAUAAGGAAGCUUGUUUCUGAAAUUGGUUUUUCUCCACACAAAAGCACUCAGAUUAUGUGUGACAACGAAGCUGCAAUCCAGAUCUCCGAAAAUCCCGUACAACAUGACUGAACAAAACAUGUGGAAGUUGAUCGACACUUCAUCAAAGAAAAACUAGAAGCCGGAAUCAUCGAACUACCGUUUGUGAGAUCCACAGACCAACUGGCUGAUAUGCUGACAAAGGCCGUAGGAACUGAGAUCUUUUACAAGUGCCUUGGCAAGUUGAAUUUCGGAAAUCCCACUAUUCAACUUGAGGGGGAGUGUUGGAAAAGAAAAUAAAGUUUGACGGGAUCAGGUCAACAUCAUUUCCCGAAUUAGAAGAUACCGAAACAUAAAGGGACGAGUGAAGUAAGGACCAAGCAAAGGAAUUCCAGCCAAUAACUUUAUUAGUUUCCAUAUUUAGCUCAUAGUCUUUCCUGUAUAAAUAGGGCCAUUGUACCAUCAUUGAAAGACAAUUCAAUAUAUACGAUUCAUUUACCUACAUGAGGGGGGCUUCUUCUUCUCCGCUUCCCUCCUCCUCUCUAGGGGAGAGCCUCUCAUCCAUGAGCGAGUGACGGACUAGACGUGGAGAGGCUUUCUUUCUGAUGUUAUCAAAGAGGUCGUGGACUACUAUUGGAGGUGCACCUCUUCCGGAUACGAGAUUUGAGCGAAGAGGUUUCCAAGGUUGUCAAUGAGGUGUCAUCUGGAGAGCCCCUCGUCCAUUGGUGAGGCUUACUUAAAGUUCCCAAAUUUUAAAAAUGACAUAAAGAACAAUAAUAUAUCUCAAAGUCAAAUUGUAU
Molecule: messenger RNA, 8968 nt
Organism: Cuscuta europaea
Lineage: Eukaryota; Viridiplantae; Streptophyta; Magnoliopsida; Solanales; Convolvulaceae
Source: the annotation of a GenBank genome assembly